Oncorhynchus keta (chum salmon) is the source of this 1102-nucleotide messenger RNA. RefSeq names its product ribonuclease T2-like. The coding region runs from base 111 to 899 and encodes 262 amino acids. NCBI's taxonomy places the organism in Eukaryota, Metazoa, Chordata, Actinopteri, Salmoniformes, Salmonidae. The record is from RefSeq and is a predicted model, not a curated record. The transcript is spliced from 10 exons. Gene Ontology annotation, biological process: RNA catabolic process. Gene Ontology annotation, cellular component: extracellular region. Gene Ontology annotation, molecular function: ribonuclease T2 activity; RNA binding.
GAUCAUGAAAACAGACAAACACCUGGUUUAGCUUCUUUCCCCCCCACAUUUGCAGAGAACUGUCAGUAUAGAUCAGUCGCACAUGAUCACUGUCUCUGAAUAGAGUAAAUAUGUCAGGGCUGCUCAUGAUGGCCUUGCUCACUGUCCUUACCCUCACCCUGGAGUCUGACCACUGGACAGCAGGCCCUCCGGAAAAGAUACAGAAUCAUUCCAUCUCUCCCAGGUUCUGUACAUGGCAGUGUUUGAAGUUGACUCUGCAGUGGCCUGGGAGCUUUUGUUUGGGUCUAAAGAAUUCAUCUCAAUGCAGAAUACCUCCAAACAUCCAGAACUGGACCAUCCAUGGACUGUGGCCUUUGAAAGCUCAUACAUGUUGCCGCUGUUGGCCAAUAUUUCACUCUGACCUCAAGGAGCUGGACCCUGAACUCUCUCAACUUUGGCCAUCCCUACUCAAGACCCACUCCAGUUUUCUCUUCUGGAAAGAUGAAUGGAUCAAACAUGGUUCCUGUGCUGCUUGUGUGGAGGGCAUGAACUCUCCUUUGCUUUACUUCCAAAUAUGUCUGAAACUACGCGAGCGCUUCGAUAUUGACCGAGCCUUAGAGGAUGCAGGCAUCAAGCCCUCCUGUAACCAGUCUUAUCAGAGCGAUGAAGUCAAACAUGCACUGGCCCCAGUCAUUGGAGAUGACCCCGGUGUCCAGAUUCAGUGUAUAAAUGAAAAGGGACGAGAAGUGUUGGUCCAGGUGAAGAUCCCUCUGUCUCAAAACCUCACCCUUGGAUGUCUUCACGAAGAGGACCAGGGAACUGAACCUCAACCUACCCAGCUCUGGCACCCCUGUCCUCAUGACUCCCACAUCUUCUACUUCCCUAUAAAACACGACCGCCCACACCAGCCCUGUGACUAGUGUUACGUCUGCCCUCACCACAGACUGGGUUGCCAUGCCAUGCCUGCUGGCUUAACCUAACGAUAAGCAAGUUGUUGAAUUGCAGGGCUUACAUUUUUGAGGUAGAUUACAUUAAGGCACUCAUUUAGUAUAUAGCCACUAUGUUCUUUCAGUAUUUUUCUUCUGCAUGCUUGUGGAGAUAAAAAAAAGACAAAACCCUUUAA